UGACAUUCGGCAAGUAAUACGAAUACAUAUAUUUCGUACCUAGGUGGGGAUUCCCUCGACUUCUUCACGUAUAAAUGCGCCAACAUCCGUACCUUUUAGUUAACAACCAAAUUGUGCAACAAAUCUUCAACAUGAAAGUAGUCGCUGUUCUCUUCGCCGUUUUGGCCGUAGCUCUUGCCGCUCCGCAAGGACAGGACAAAGAUGCCACCAUUGUGAGAAGUGAAUUAGAUAACAUUGGGACUGACGGCUUCAAUUGGGCAUAUGAAACUAGCAACGGUAUCUCCGCCCAGGAACAGGGACAAUUAAACAAUGCAGGAACUGACAACGAAGCCAUCGCAGUUCGAGGAUCUUUCAGAUAUGUUGGACCUGAUGGUGUGACUUAUGAAGUCACCUAUGUUGCUGACGAAAAUGGUUUCCAACCACAGGGUGCCCAUUUGCCAGUUGCUCCAUAGGAUCUCUACAUAAUUUUAAAACAAAAAAUUGUACAUAAUAUAUAAUAAAUAAAAUAAAAAUGUGAUAACAAUAUA
Molecule: messenger RNA, 527 nt
Organism: Aethina tumida (small hive beetle)
Lineage: Eukaryota; Metazoa; Arthropoda; Insecta; Coleoptera; Nitidulidae
Product: flexible cuticle protein 12-like
Exons: 3
Coding region: 75-452 (125 amino acids)
Cellular component (GO): chitin-based extracellular matrix
Molecular function (GO): structural constituent of chitin-based larval cuticle
Source: RefSeq, a predicted model, not a curated record